Molecule: messenger RNA, 881 nt
Organism: Manihot esculenta (cassava)
Lineage: Eukaryota; Viridiplantae; Streptophyta; Magnoliopsida; Malpighiales; Euphorbiaceae
Product: vascular-related unknown protein 4-like
Exons: 3
Coding region: 75-728 (217 amino acids)
Biological process (GO): xylem development
Source: RefSeq, a predicted model, not a curated record
AAGCUUCCUCAAAAGGAUUCCUCUAAAAGCUAACCAAUAUCUCUUCCUUGUAUUCUUCUUCUCAAGUUUCUAUCAUGGAGGAAACACUGAGAAAACCAGGCUCCUCCUCCAUUGAGAGAACUUGCUUUCAUGGUGGUGAUGAUCAUGAAGAUGAUCACAGUUGUGAUGAAGAGAGUGGCUGGACUAUGUACUUUGAAGAUUUCUUUGCUCAAAGAAACAACAACAAGAGUGACAUUAAUGGUGAAAACAGCUGUUUCUCUUAUGAUAUUGAAACUUCUUCUCUUGUUUCUGAUGCUGCUACUUUGGUUAUGAAGAAGAAAAACAAUUAUUUUUAUAACAAUAAUAAUAAUAAUGGAGAAGCAGCUGAUGCAGCUGUUGGGUUAUCAAUAAAUAGUAGGUUGAGUUUCAAGAAGAGAAAAAACAAAGGAGCUUUGGUUGCUGAUGAUGCUUUGGAGGAUACUGCUAGUUCUCCUGUCAAUAGUCCCAAGAUUUAUGAUCUGAUUAUGAUGAACCAGUUAAACAAGAACACAAAACAGAGAGAAAAAAUGGGUGUUAUUUCAUCAUCACCAUCACUGCAGGAGAAAGAAGGAAGAAAGGCAAUGACAGAGCAGAGAGAAGAGAGAAGAGAGGAUUUGGGUUUAAUUGGGAGAGAAAGUGGCAUCACAGAACUGAAGAAAAGGGGUCUUUGUUUAGUUCCUUUGUCUAUGGUUGUGAAUUAUUUUGGUUGAGUUUUAGAUUUUAUUUCUUUCUCUGUCUCUCCAUCCAUCCAUCCAUGGAUUUAUUGAUGGAACAUUGAAAAUGGCUUUCUGCAAAAAAAAAAAAAAAAUUGUAUAUAUAAUAAGAUUAAGAUCCAUCAUUUUCUGCAGCAGCAGCAUUUGAUA